Vespula pensylvanica (western yellowjacket) is the source of this 1673-nucleotide messenger RNA. RefSeq names its product DNA repair protein RAD51 homolog A-like. The record is from RefSeq and is a predicted model, not a curated record. Gene Ontology annotation, molecular function: DNA strand exchange activity; single-stranded DNA binding; ATP binding. NCBI's taxonomy places the organism in Eukaryota, Metazoa, Arthropoda, Insecta, Hymenoptera, Vespidae. Bases 326 to 1366 code for a protein of 346 amino acids. The transcript is spliced from 2 exons. Gene Ontology annotation, cellular component: condensed nuclear chromosome. Gene Ontology annotation, biological process: reciprocal meiotic recombination; DNA recombinase assembly; chromosome organization involved in meiotic cell cycle.
UGACAGCAGGUACCGCGUUUACAUGGCGGCAAUAGAAAUACAUAUAUCGACUGAUUUGAUUUCAAAAGUGAUACAUGUGUAAUAAAGGCAAUUCUUUAUAGAAAAAAAAAGUAAUAUUUCAUUAUAAAUUCGUUAUUAUUUGUUCACAGUUAGGUUCAUAAAUAAUUAUGCUAAUUAAAUAAUACAUAAAGAAGAGUUAUAUUUGUUAUUAAUAUUGACAAUGAGUAUCUCGAAAUAAGAUAAUCAUUAAUGUUCUUUCAUUUUCAAUCGAAUUUGGUGUACUGAAUAUAGUUGUGAAACUUUAAUAUAAAUUUAAAAGAAAAUAAUGUCCGCUGCAUCAGCAUCAUUCAAAGAAAGAGAUGACGAAGUGGACGAUGACAAUGACACAGAUGAUUAUAAUCCACAAGCAAAGUUGAUAAAAACAUUGGAAAGAAAUGGAAUUACAGCAGGUGAUAUUAAAAAAUUUGAAGAGGCUGGUUACCAUACUGUGGAAGCAAUAGCGUAUGCCCCAAAAAAACACCUUAUUUCUAUCAAAGGUAUUAGUGAAGCUAAAGCAGAUAAAAUAUUACAAGAAGCAUCAAAGUUAGUGGUAAUGGGUUUUAAGAGUGCCACGGAGAUACAUCAAACACGUGCAAACAUCGUUUAUGUUACCACUGGUUCUACGGAAUUGGAUCGAUUAUUAGGUGGAGGAAUUGAAACAGGUUCUAUCACAGAAAUUUUUGGAGAGUUUAGGACAGGAAAAUCACAAUUAUGUCAUACAUUAGCUGUAAAUUGUCAAUUACCUAUAGAUAUGGGAGGAGCAGAAGGUAAAUGCCUUUAUAUAGAUACAGAAGGAACAUUUAGACCAGAAAGGUUAAUUGCUGUUGCUGAAAGAUACAAAAUUGCUGGUGAUUCUGUUCUUGAUAAUGUUGCUUGUGCUAGAGCUUAUAAUACAGAUCAUCAAACUCAGUUAGUGAUACAAGCUAGUGCCAUGAUGACAGAAUCCAGAUAUGCUAUGUUGAUUGUAGAUAGUGCAACAGCUCUUUAUCGUACUGAUUAUUCUGGUAGGGGUGAAUUAUCAGCUAGGCAAAAUCAUUUAGCUAGAUUUUUAAGGAUGUUGUUACGAAUAGCAGAUGAACAUGGUGUAGCAGUUGUUAUAACUAAUCAAGUAGUAGCUCAAGUUGAUGGUGCAGCUUCUAUGUUUGGUGGUGAUCAAAAGAAACCAAUUGGAGGUAAUAUCAUAGCACACGCGAGUACAACCAGAUUGUAUUUACGUAAAGGUAGAGGAGAAACAAGAAUAUGCAAGAUCUAUGAUUCACCUUGUUUACCAGAAAGCGAAGCAAUGUUUGCUAUAAAUGCAGAUGGUAUAGGAGAUGUGAAAGAAUAAUUCAUUUCAUGCCAAUAUUAUAUUUUAAAUAAUGUAACAAUAUUAAUUGAUAAGUUUGUUAAACUCGACAUUUCUUAAGAUAAAUUGUAUACCAUUUUUCAUAUAAAUAUCUUGUUCUUCUAAUAAAAGUAAGUUAAUAUUUUAAUUAAGAUUUGAAUAAGCAUUACAUAAAUGAUAAGCAGAAGAAGUGUUCACCAUCCAUAGAAUAAAUAACUGAAGAUAGUAACGUAUAUUUUUUAUAGAAAUUUGUAAAAUUUAUUAUAAAAAACUUCUAUAUCUGUAACAAAUAAAAUUGUUUAUUAAUUAA